Molecule: messenger RNA, 2105 nt
Organism: Tribolium madens (black flour beetle)
Lineage: Eukaryota; Metazoa; Arthropoda; Insecta; Coleoptera; Tenebrionidae
Gene: Mfap1
Product: microfibrillar-associated protein 1
Exons: 2
Coding region: 89-1420 (443 amino acids)
Biological process (GO): mRNA splicing, via spliceosome
Cellular component (GO): U2-type spliceosomal complex
Molecular function (GO): RNA binding
Source: RefSeq, a predicted model, not a curated record
UUGAAACGUCAAUGAUAACCAUAACGUUACAUUAAUAAAAACACAAUUUUGGGAAUAUAAAAGGGUUUUUUAUAGUUGUUUUUUCAAAAUGAUGAACCCUCAGCCUUAUUAUGGCAUACAGAGUACUGCGGGUGCGGUUCCCGUUCGUAAUGAAAAAGGUGAAAUUUCUAUGCAAAAGGUGAAAGUGCACCGCUAUGUGUCUGGAAAAAAGCCUGAUUACGCCCAAGACGUGCGUUCCGACAGCGACAGUGACGAUGAUGAUUUUCUGGAGCGUCGCAACCAGCCCCAACAACCCCCCACGCCGGAGCCCUCACACAGCGACGAUGAAUUGAAUGAUCCCCGUUUGCGUCGUUUGAAAAUUGCUGAAGUGGAAACCGAAGUGAGACCCGAACGGCGACGUCACGUUGUAGAACCAGAAGUGUUGGAAUCCUCUGAUGAAGAAUCUGAAAAGGAACAAAUCAAUUUACCUGAACAUAAGCACACAUUGGAGGCGGGUCCUGAUGACGAUGAAUCCGAAGUGGAACUUAGUGAUAGCGAAAUCGAGAAACGGAGAGAAAUGAUGAAAAAAAGGAUGCUGGAAAAGCAAGAAGAGGAGUUUAUGGUGAAGGAAGAGGAAAAGUCCGAGUCGUCUGAAGAGUCGUCAGAGUAUGAAGAAUACACAGAUUCGGAAGAAGAGACUGGUCCAAGGUUGAAACCGAUUUUUGUAAGGAAGAAAGAUAGGAUAACGAUAAUAGAAAAAGAGAAAGAAGAACAGAAGCAGAAGCUACAAGAAUUGGAAGCCGUCAGAAAUGCUGAAGAAAGGAGGCGACAAACGUUACGACUUGUUGAAGAAACAAUCAGAAAGGAGCAGCAAGCGAAAGAUAAAGAAAACAAUGAGCCAAACCUUAACGACGUUUGUACAGAUGAUGAAAACGACGAAAUUGAAUAUGAAGCGUGGAAGUUAAGAGAGUUGAAAAGAAUCAAAAGAGAUCGCGAAGAACGUGAAGCUAUAGAAAAAGAGCGACUUGAAAUUGAAAGAUUGAGAAACAUGACGGAAGAAGAGAGAAGACUUGAAUUGAGAUUGAAUCCCAAACAAGUAACAAACAAGGCCAUCAAAGGGAAGUACAAGUUUUUGCAGAAAUACUACCACCGUGGUGCAUUCUAUCUUGACAAGGAAGACGAAGUUUUCAAGAGAGAUUUUGCACAAGCAACUUUGGAAGAUCACUUUGAUAAAACCAUUCUGCCAAAAGUCAUGCAAGUCAAGAAUUUCGGACGGUCUGGAAGAACGAAAUAUACACAUUUGGUUGAUCAAGACACAACACAUUUCGACUCACCUUGGUCAAGUGAAACUUCACAAAAUCUCAAAUUUCAUACAACGCAAGCAGGGGGUGUUAAGCAAAUUUUUGAGAAGCCCUCGUUGAAAAAAAGGAAAACAGAAUAAACAGUUGGAAUUUCUACUUGUAAAUAAUUACUAGGUUUUUUAGCAAAAUAAGUUUUUUUAUUUAAUAACAAAACACAAAAUUCUCACUUUUCACAGAGACUGUAAGCAAUGUGUAUAUAAACUAAAUUAACGUCAACGUAAUGUAUUGGUAUUACACAAACGUUGAAAGCUCACCUCAUUUAAAAAAAAUUGUGAUUUUAAAUUAAAUUGUUUUAUGUUAACCAUCUUUAGAAGCGGUAGUGAAUGGUUAGUUAAAACAAUUUUAAUUUAAAAACAAUUAAUUUUUGGAAUCAGAAGUUAAUACUAACGAGCUUUAAUAAAAUUUUUCAAAAAUGAACUUCAAAAUUCAGUAUCAAUGUUAGUUAAAUUAAAUACUUUUUUGUAAUUUAAUAGUUUAUGAUAUAAAUUUUCUGUACACUUAACGAACUAAUUUAACUAACACUGAUGAAAAAAAGUUAUAAAUAUCCACUACUUAAGAGCAGAAAAUAGAAUUUUUUAAACAAUACCUAUAAAGAAACUAAAUCUUAAAUAUAAGCGCAUAGUAACUAUUCGUGCGUUAGAAUUAUAACUAUAAUUUUAAAGCACGAAGAGCAAUUUUUGCAGCAGCCCUUUUUGCCAUAAUCUUGUUAGUUCCAAAUCCAUGUACUCGUUUCUUUCUACCUUCACACAUAAAGUCUAAAGCAAC